Messenger RNA from Sorex fumeus (smoky shrew), 2990 nucleotides. It is a transcript of the gene TRIM41, whose product is annotated as tripartite motif containing 41. Gene Ontology annotation, cellular component: nuclear body. The record is from RefSeq and is a predicted model, not a curated record. Bases 85 to 2058 code for a protein of 657 amino acids. The transcript has 6 exons. Gene Ontology annotation, molecular function: zinc ion binding; protein binding. NCBI's taxonomy places the organism in Eukaryota, Metazoa, Chordata, Mammalia, Eulipotyphla, Soricidae.
GGGCCGGGGUCGCCGGGCCGCCGCCGCGGGCCGCCCUCCCCCGCCCCGCCGCCCCGCCGGCCCGGCCGAGCGGCCCCGGGUAAGAUGGCCGCCGUUGCCAUGGCACCCAACCCGGUGCAGACCCUGCAGGAGGAGGCGGUGUGCGCCAUCUGCCUGGACUACUUCACGGACCCCGUGUCCAUCGGCUGCGGCCACAACUUCUGCCGCGUGUGCGUGACCCAGCUGUGGGGAGGCGAGGAGGAGGAGGAGGACGAGGAGGAGGAGCGCGACGAGCUGGAGCGCGAGGAGGAGGAAGAGGAGGAGGCCGAGGAGGAGGAGGAAGAGGAGGUGGAGGCGGUGGGCGCGGGCGGCGGCGGCUGGGACACGCCGAUGCGCGACGAGGACUACGAGGGCGACAUGGACGAGGAGGCGGAGGAGGAGGAGGAGGAGGGCGUGUUCUGGACCGGCGGGCUCGGCGGUGCGGGCUGGGACCACAUGGACUACGUGUGGGAGGAGGAGGAGGAGGACGACGAGGAGGACCUGGACUACUACCUGGGCGGCAUGGACGAGGAGCUGCCUGACGAGGAGGAGGAGGAGGAGGUGCUGGACGAGGACGAGGACGAGGAGCUGGCGCCGGCCACGCCGCUGCCGCCGCCGCCGCCGCCCGCCGCCGCGCCGCGCCGCUGCUUCACCUGCCCGCAGUGCCGCAAGAGCUUCCCGCGCCGCAGCUUCCGCCCCAACCUGCAGCUGGCCAACAUGGUGCAGGUCAUCCGCCAGAUGCACCCGAGCCCCGGCGGCCGGCCGAGCCGCGCCACCGAGCAGGGCGUCUGCCCCAAGCACCAGGAGGCCCUGAAGCUCUUCUGCGAGGUGGACGAGGAGGCCAUCUGCGUGGUGUGCCGGGAGUCCCGGGCGCACAAGCAGCACAGCGUCGUGCCGCUGGAGGAGGUGGUGCAGGAGUACAAGGCCAAACUGCAGGGACACGUGGAGCCACUGAGGAAGCACCUGGAGGCAGUGCAGAAGCUGAAGGCCAAGGAGGAGCGACGGGUGACAGAGCUGAAGAGCCAGAUGAAGUCCGAGCUGGCAGCAGUGGCCUCGGAGUUUGGGCGGCUGACACGGUUCCUGGCUGAAGAGCAGGCCGGGCUGGAGCGGCGACUCCGGGACAUGCACGAAGCUCAGCUGGGGCGUGCGGGGGCAGCUGCCAGCCGCCUGAGUGAGCAGGCUGCCCAGCUGAGCCGCCUGCUAGCUGAGGCCCAGGAACGGAGCCAGCAGGGGGGCCUGCGACUGCUACAGGACAUCAAGGAGACGUUCAACAGGUGCGAAGAGGUGCAACGACAGCCCCCUGAGGCCUGGGCUCCGGACCCAUGUCAGCCCCAUAGCCAUGACUUCCUGACAGACGCCAUUGUGAGGAAGAUGAGCCGGAUGUUCUGUCAGGCGGCCCGAGUGGACCUGACACUGGACCCCGACACGGCCCACCCAGCUCUGCUGCUGUCCCCCGACCGCCGGGGUGUCCGCCUGGCCGAGAGGCGGCAGGAGCUCCCGGACCAUCCCAAGUGCUUCUCGGCUGACUGCUGCGUGCUGGGGGCGCAGGGCUUCCGCUCAGGCCGCCACUACUGGGAGGUGGAGGUGGGCGGGCGCCGCGGCUGGGCAGUUGGUGCUGCCCGCGAGUCGGCCCACCACAAGGAGAAGCUGGGCUCCUCUGGGGGUUCGUCGGUGGGCAGCAGUGACGCCGGCUCGUCCUCGCGCCACCACCAGCACCAUCAGCACCACCACCAUCACCACCACCACCGGCGCCGCCGGCUGCACCUGCCCCCGCCGCUGCUCCAGCGGGAGGUGUGGUGUGUGGGCACCCACGGCAAACGCUACCAGGCGCAGAGCUCCACUGAGCAGACGCUGCUGAGCCCCAGCGAGAAGCCGCGGCGCUUCGGUGUCUACCUGGACUACGAGGCUGGGCGCCUGGGCUUCUACAAUGCUGAGACACUGGCGCACGUACACACCUUCUCAGCCGCCUUCCUGGGCGAGCGUGUCUUCCCCUUCUUCCGGGUGCUCGCCAAGGGUACCCGCAUUAAGCUCUGCCCUUGACCCACUUGUGGGGGCCCCUCAGGUCAGCACUUCACUUGGGGGGCGGGUGGUGCUGGAGGGUGGCCCGAAUAUGGGGGCAGGGGACUCUACCCCCCUGCUUAUCGUUGCAUUUUGCUCCCUGCUCCCUCUACCCCAGGCGCCUAGCUUCCCUCUAGGAGCCUAAAGCCACCUCCAGCUCAGCCCUCACCACCCCCGUCUGUCCAACACGUCUGCAUGGGUCCCUGAGAACAGCUGCCUGCCUGUUCCCUGUUCCCCCUUCUGUCCACCUAGGGGUCCAAGUAAGGGAUGAGGGCACUUGGUGAUUCCAGCGGUUCCUUGUCCUCUCACCCACUCUUGAAAAUCUCCACAUUAGUUCUGAGGCUGGAGGAUUCAGGGGCAAAAUCCAUGCCGGCUCCCAUUCAUCUCUUCCGACCUGAGGUUUCUGAAAGGUCAUUUUCAGAUGCAAAUUCCAACUAAAAAGGGCUUUCAAGGGAGCAGGCUGGGCCCAAGGGUAGAGCUGGGUUCUAAGAAAAUGUCUCCUCUGCGGGAAGGAGGGACUCUAAAAAAACUUGCCUUCCAUCCCCCAAAUUUCUACCUCCAUAGACCGGCCAGGACUUGUUUUCCGGGAGAGAUCUGGAAUACCCUGUGUCAUCACCCAAUAAAUUAUUUUCUCCCCCUCCUCUUUUCCAGUACUCCGAGCUAAGCUCAUGCCUGCCCCAGGCCUCCUUCAGGCUCCUUCCCUCGUGCCACCUCUCUGCAGGUCUCUAGUCCUCCAUCUGCUUUCCCCUGACUGGAGCUUGGGACCCAGGGAGAACCUUGGGUAUAAUCUAUUUUUCUAGGAAACACCUUGCCUUUCUGUCACCUGCGAGCUUUGGCAGCAAGGCCCAGUUUUAUGUUUGAAGAAAAAGGGAAGAUGGGUUGUGUUGUGGAAAUAAAGAUUUAUUUGCUUCUUU